This is a messenger RNA of Colossoma macropomum (tambaqui), 5657 nucleotides long. It is a transcript of the gene arhgef4, whose product is annotated as Rho guanine nucleotide exchange factor (GEF) 4. The record is from RefSeq and is a predicted model, not a curated record. The transcript has 13 exons. Gene Ontology annotation, molecular function: guanyl-nucleotide exchange factor activity; protein binding. Gene Ontology annotation, biological process: intracellular signal transduction. NCBI's taxonomy places the organism in Eukaryota, Metazoa, Chordata, Actinopteri, Characiformes, Serrasalmidae. Bases 988 to 4752 code for a protein of 1254 amino acids.
CCAUGCACUGUACUCAAAACUGCUUUAGAGCAGGAGCCCAGUCAAUUUGAGUGUAAUCGUGGCCAAUCGUUCUCAGAGGUAGACAGCUAUUGUGUGGACGGUGACGUUAAUGAUGGUACAAACAAGAACAUAAAGAUUAUUGCACCUAUUCCCCCAGAAACACCACUCAGUUUACCCAAUACAGCACUAGAGCACGAGCAAAAUAAGUUUGGCUGUGAUCAGCCAUAUUCUUACUCUUACUGUGAGGACAGUGACAUUAAUGAUGGCACAAACAAUAACAUAAAUACUAUUACGUCUGCCCCCGAGACACUACGCACUUUACUUGACACUGUGCUUGAACAGGAACACAAAAGAUAUGACCAUUCGUUCUCAGAGAAAGACGGUUACUGUGAGGAUAAUGAUGCCUUCACAAUUUUAGCAAAUACGCCCAGCAGCUUCCUCAAGACUUCUGAAUCUGUCACGCUGACAGACAACGAAAAUGAUAUUGUUAGCACUCUUAAUUUAGAGGCCGGUAACAGCUCCGGGUCUGGGGACUCUGCUCAGGAGCAUAUCAGUGAUUACCUUGUUGGGAAGGAGUGCCAGCUGCACUUCUCCGCAGUAGAGGGAGAUCAGACAGCGGGAGUUUUUCAGCUCAAGGACGUAGACGUCACGAGCCAGGGCAGUUCUGCGGUGCUGUCUCCUUCUGUCUCCCCCCACACAGAUGGCCAGCACAGUCAACAUGCGCCGAUUUUUGGCGAGUCUAAAGUCUCAGAAUGUCCAUGUGACGUUUCUAUUAACAGACCUGAAUAUCCAGAGAUUCUCAGAGAGGAAGGCAUCUUGCCUGUGAAUUGUGCGCUCAAGGUCACCAAUGUUAGAGCAUUAGAAAGUCCAGAUACAGAUUUCUCUGACGAAUCUGCCCAAAGUAGUAAUUCUGCUGUCUGUCCAGAAUCCCUGCAGCCACAGAGCGGUAAGAUAGAGAUUUACCCGUUUACAGACGUCAGUGUCGGAAUGCUGUCAGUCACUAAUUUGGAGCCCAUUAUGGAGACCGAUCACACUCAGGAGAGCUCAUUUGUAAUGCAGAAAGAAAACAAUCUGGAAGUAAAACAGGAUAUUGCAUCAUCUGGACCUGAGGAGGACCGCAGCUUAACUACAGAUCCUGCCCACCGCUUGUUGCACAAUGGGUUUGCCACCCACAAGGACGAAAAUGGUGUUUCGUCUGUCAAAAGAGUUUGUUUUGUUACUGACAGACUGGAAGAUGGAAUCCACAUCACCCCUCUAGCAAAUGGGAAUAUUUCCAACUCUGUGUCUCCAGAUCAGGACUUCGUCAGCGAGAUCAGUGAAGUAGAAGAUAGCACUCAGUCGUACGUGGUACAAAACUGCUGUGGCCAGGUUCCAACGAAGAACAAGGAAACCAAGAGCAGCUCAGGAGGGAAAGGCUCAAGGUUCUCCAUGUUAAAGAGGAUACCCUCUUUCCGCAAAGCCAAGAGAGACCCUAAAGGUGGCAACAAGGUUGAGCCCGAGGCCAAGGUGUCUCCAGAGGAUGAGGAGGAGAGGAAGGAGGUAAAGUGUAACAGUUCCCCCAAACGUAACCGAGCCCACCCCUCCCUUCACAGAGCCCAUAUGUGUCAUAGUACGGAACACUUGAGGUAUUUUGAUCACACCAAUGACGAUAUCUUUGAGAAAGCCUUUGCUUUGACCUGGGAAAACAUGGAGAAGUGUGGACAGUCCAAAUCCAUGUCCAGUGCCAAGCAAGCAGGGCAGCACAACAGGUACGGGGACCUUCUGCACUUCAAGUCCUCUCCCAUGAUGGAUGGGUUUAGCCAGAAGAGGAGCAAGAGCAGCGAUAACUUGCGCCUGAAGCUAGCCAUGGCUCACAAGUCUUUUGCAAGCUUGUUUGAGAGCCGAUCUGGUGAGAAGGAGAACCAAAACGAAGAUAAAAAGACCUGGAAGAAGAUGAAGCCUAAAGAGACAGAUAUACUAAAGAGAACAUAUUCUGUUCCUGCGUCGGUUAGUAAGUUAAGUCAUAUCCAAGGUGACUUUAUCGCUCAGAAUGGACUGGAUCUCCAGGAAUCACUGGAGAAGAAUUUGAAAAGCACAUGGCACUCGGAUCCACUUAGCAAAAAGACUCCAUCACCCCCGGAUGCUGCAGGGACUGAACCUGAGAUGGAAUCUGAUGACAGCUUGAUGCUAAAUGGACUCUCUCCGGACUCUGAUCAAGCCUCAGUAGAUGCUUUUGAGGCUGAAGAAGACGAGGAUAGCUUUCAUACUCCCCUUCACCCCACUGUUUUUGCUCUUGCCAACCAGCUGUCUCCAUCCUGGGCCAGAUCUCUAGGUUCCUUUGAAAGCCUUGAUACACCGAUGAGGCCAAUGAGUCCUAAACCUCAAAGUCCUGGAAUGUGGACCCACCGGAGGAGCUUCCGUUAUCCUUCAAGGUCCGUAGCCUCUUCUCUCUGCUCUCUGGGUCAGGGCCAGAGUAUGGAGGGCCUCUCAGAUCGUCCUCAGAUGACAAACUCUUUCAGACCUAGAGCCCCACAACUAGCAUCGGCCCACUCCUUUGACUCCGAGUACUUACUUGAGGACAGCAGUUCAGAUAGCCAGUCCCAGACCAGCCUGGUUUCCACCAACUCCGGCAACGAAUCAGAGCAUGUGCGGGACGGCAGUAGAGCAGGAGUCCAGCAGGCCGAUAGGAGGCUACAGGGGACCUCCGGCGUGCUACGAAUGAGGCGUCGAGAACGGCGAGCUCCGAGGCCCGUCUCAGACAUUUGCGGCUGGACUUCACAUCUGAGAGACAUUGGAGAAGUGGUCGCAGACCCUCCGAAUAAGAGAGAGGGCACCAAAACACAGCAGCGCUCCUGCUCAGACGAGCUGCUCUCCGACCUCAGGAAGAGCAAGAAGACCCAGAGGAUGAAACUGACUGUGCAGAGGAGUCUCAGCCAGCUUAGCGCUUCACGUUCUGAGGAGCAUGAGAAAGCCCGAAUGAGACUUUCCCUCACGUCUCCAGAGCAGCUCUCCUCCACGUCUCUCAGAGAUCACUUCUUCUCCCAGAGCACCCCCACCGGCCUGGACUGCCUCGGCUGGCCACGCCACGUCUCCCUCUCAGCGUUGGUCAUCACUGAUGGACCGCAGGAUAAGUCCGGCCUUGGAGAUGAAGUGGGCAGCGAGGACGAUCUUUACAACGAGUUCCGCAGCUCGGCCAAUCGCUUCGGCCAUCCAGGAGGAGGAGGAGGAGAGCAGCUGGCCAUAAACGAGCUGAUCAGUGAUGGCAGUGUUUGUGCCGAGGCUCUGUGGGACCACGUCACCAUGGACGACCAGGAGCUGGGCUUCAAGGCCGGUGAUGUCAUCGAAGUAGUGGACGCCACCAAUAAGGAGUGGUGGUGGGGCCGAGUGCUGGACAGCGAGGGCUGGUUCCCCGCCAGCUUCGUCCGGUUACGUGUGAACCAGGAUGAGCCGAUGGACGAUUAUCUGGCGCAGCUGGAGGGAGCUCCAGAAGGGGGCGCCGGCGUGUGCCGCUCGCUGGGACCCGGCCUACCCUGCAAAGAGCAGAUGAGGGCCAACGUCAUCAACGAGAUCAUGAGCACAGAGAGGGACUACAUCAAACACCUGAAGGACAUCUGUGAGGGCUAUAUCAAACAGUGCCGCAAACGAACCGACAUGUUCACGGAGGAGCAGCUGCGGACGAUCUUCGGGAACAUCGACGAGCUCUACCGCUUCCAGAAGAAGUUUCUGAAAGGCCUGGAGAAAAAAUUCAACAAAGAACAACCUCAUCUCAGCGAGAUCGGCUCCUGCUUCCUAGAGAACCAAACAGAGUUCCAGAUCUACUCGGAAUAUUGCAACAACCACCCCAACGCCUGCGUGCAGCUCUCCAAACUGAUGAAGAUAAAGAAAUACGUGUUCUUCUUCGAGGCCUGUCGUCUGCUCCAGAAGAUGAUCGACAUCUCUCUGGACGGCUUCCUCCUCACGCCCGUUCAGAAGAUCUGUAAAUACCCUCUGCAGCUGGCGGAGCUGCUCAAAUACACCAACCCUCAGCACAGAGAUUAUAAGGACGUGGAGGCUGCUUUAAACGCCAUGAAGAACGUGGCCAGGCUGAUCAACGAGAGGAAGCGCCGUCUGGAGAACAUCGAUAAGAUCGCCCAGUGGCAGAGCUCCAUAGAGGACUGGGAGGGUGAAGAUGUCCUCAGCAGGAGUUCUGACCUGAUCUUCUCAGGAGAUCUCACUAAGAUCUCUCAGCCUCAGGCGAAGGGCCAGCAGCGCAUGUUCUUCCUCUUCGAUCAUCAGCUGGUCUUCUGCAAGAAAGAUCUGCUGCGGCGGGACAUUUUGUACUACAAGGGUCGUCUGGACAUGGAUGAGAUGGAGGUGCUGGACGUGGAGGACGGUAAAGAUAAAGACCUGAACGUGAGUGUGAAGAACGCGGUGAAGCUCGUCACUCCAGGCAGAGAGGAGAUCCACCUGCUGUGUGCCAAAAAACCUGAGCUGAAACAGCGGUGGCUGCGAGCCUUCAGGGACGAGAGGGAGCAGGUCCAGCAUGACCUGGACACAGGGUUUUCCAUCACAGAAGUGCAGAAGAAGCAGGCCAUGCAGAACGCAUCCAAAAGCCAUCCUGCUGGGAAACCCAAAGCUGUGACGAGGCCCUAUUACGACUUGUUGUUGCGUCAGAAACACCCGGCGCUGCCCGCCUCACUGCCCCAGCAGCAGGUCAUCAUGCUGGCCGAACCCAAACGCAAAACCUCCAACUUCUGGCACAACAUCGGACGCUUGACGCCGUUCAAAAAAUGAGGGACCCCCACCAGAGACUCGAGCUUGUGCCUAAAUUUGUGUUUUUAUCCUCUUUUGUUAAAUAUAACAUGUUUUUCUUUGUUUUUCAAUCGAAAAGCACUUUAUGGGUUGAUUACGAUACAAUCACACCACGGCUCCCGGACUGACGAUCAGGGAGCCGCAUCCACGCUUCUUUUUGGGCAGCAGCACUCGGACAGUGGCUACUUCUGCUUGACCGCUACAGCUAAACCUGCUAGAACUGCUAAAACUGCACUCGAAUGGCACUAAUGCGACUACUGCUGCAGGUCAUCGCGCUUUCGGUCCAGAUUCUCUUCUGAAAAAAAAAAAAGGAUUUCUGUUCUCCAAAAACAUUGUUUUAUUAUUUAUUUUCAACUCUCCAAUGUAUGCCAGCUCCACAGUGCCCGACAAACUAGCAUUUUUAUAUGUAAUUUAAUACUUCGUGUGAUCUGUAACGAUGUUUUAAAGUUUUCCAAAAGGGUUCUGCACAACGUUCUCCUGGACAAAGCAGACUGUCUUGACCAGGUUUGAUUUAUUACUGUAAUAUUUUCCUUUUUUUUCAGGUGAAUCUGCUGAUUUUGUUUGUGUAUGCAUUUAUUCAGAAUAUCACAAAUACUCCUUGUAAAGGCUCCAAGUCACAUUUAGCGACACUCUCUUCAGUCUUUGUGGUUUCAAAUCAGCGUUUCCCGCAUUUCUACUCAUCUGGCCUUCCUGCCUACGAACCUCCUCCGUAACGAACUUCUCUUCUGAAGUGCCACUCAGUACGUAACCCAGACGUUGUGAUGGGGUCGCAUGAAUUGCUGUGAAACUUGACAUUACUGGACAUUGUCAACCCAAACCAGACGUCCGAACACUCAGUCGUUCUGAUAGCUAAUUGUAAAAAUGAAUAAAAGUAUGUUUGACAGUCG